This is a messenger RNA of Salvia miltiorrhiza (redroot sage), 1333 nucleotides long. RefSeq names its product 7-deoxyloganetic acid glucosyltransferase-like. The coding region runs from base 8 to 880 and encodes 290 amino acids. The transcript has a single exon. Gene Ontology annotation, molecular function: UDP-glycosyltransferase activity. The record is from RefSeq and is a predicted model, not a curated record. NCBI's taxonomy places the organism in Eukaryota, Viridiplantae, Streptophyta, Magnoliopsida, Lamiales, Lamiaceae.
GUUGGCCAUGGUUAACCUAAGAGGAAUGGAGGGCGUUCUCCGACGCCGCGAUCUCCCCAGCUGCUGCCGCUCUGGAUUGAGCUCCAGAACUAUGCAAGCUAUCAUGCACGAGACUCUGCAAACUCCGCGAGCAAAAGGGCUCAUACUCAACACAUUCGAUCACCUCGAAGCAUCCACGCUCCACCAAAUCCGAACCCGAAUUCCGAAUCUCUACGCCGUCGGGCCGCUGCACGCCCACCUGCGAAGCAGACUAAACAGUUCAAACACAUCAAGCUGCAGUCUCUGGGAAGAAGACAAGAGCUGCUUGACAUGGCUGGACCAACAGCCCCAAGAGUCGGUGGUCUACGUUAGUUUUGGCAGCAUUGUGCAGUUGACGAGGGAGGCGCAGAUAGAGUUCUGGCACGGCCUGGUCAACAGCGGCAAGCGCUUCUUGUGGGUCAUGAGGCCGGGCUCCGGCGGGAUCCCGACGGAAAUCUCGAGGGGCAUCGUUGUGGGGUGGGCCCCGCAGGAGGAGGUGCUGGCCCAUCCGGCCGUAGGUGGAUUCUUGACGCAUUGUGGAUGGAACUCGACUCUAGAGAGCUUGGUUGCUGGCGUGCCUAUGAUAUGCUGGCCUCAUUUCGGCGACCAGCACGUGAACAGCAGAUUUGUGGGCGAUGUUUGGAAGAUCGGGCGCGAUAUGAAGGACUGUUGCGAUAGGGUGACGGUGGAGAAGAUGGUGAGGGACGUGAUGGAGGAAAGAAGCCAUGAAUUUCUGCAGAGAGCGCGAGAUGUGGCGAAAUCAGCUCGACAAAGUGUCGAGGAAGGCGGGACGUCUUACGCCGACUUUGAUCGUUUGAUUGAAGAUAUUCGACGUUUAGCCAACGUAGAAUCAUUUGUGUAAUCGUAUGUAAGAUAUUAUUCAAUAUAACUUACAAGCCACUACCUCAAUUUCCCACCCUGAGAAGAAAUAGAAAAAUUCAUAUAAAUUUGCUUUUAUUUGGUUAUUAACCACAACGAGAGCGUGGAUGAUCAGUCCCGAACAACUUGAGCGCUCUUAGUUUUGAUGUCUUGAAUCAGACGGUCCAAGUGAGAGUAGGAAGAUCCUCCUUCACUCAGAGAUGCUUUAGCUGAUUUCGCCAUUUCAUCAGCUCUCCUUAGAAACUCCUCUUUCCUUACCUCCAUGAGAUUUCUCACACUUUCCUCAAUCACACUCCUAUCACAAGAAUCUUUCAUGUCCAAACCAAGCUUCCAUUCCUCCUCGACCAGCCUGCUAUUGACCUGCUGGUCGAGGAAAUAAGGCCAGCAGAUCAUAGGCACCCCUUCAUACACGCUCUCUAGAGUCGAGUUCCAUCCA